Lathyrus sativus (Indian pea) is the source of this 1374-nucleotide messenger RNA. Lineage: Eukaryota; Viridiplantae; Streptophyta; Magnoliopsida; Fabales; Fabaceae. The record is from the annotation of a GenBank genome assembly.
AUGGCCACCUCAAAACCGAUAUCCCCAUUCCGACUAUCCUCCCUCCUCCGAUCCCAAAAGGACCCAUCCCUCGCAUUCCAACUCUUCCUCAACCCCAAUCUUCAAAACCGCCCAUUCCACUAUUCCCUCCUCUCCUACGACCUCAUCAUCACCAAACUCGGCCGCGCCAAAAUGCUCCCUCAAAUGGAACUCAUUCUCCAACAACUCCACAACGACACUCGCCACCGCGUCCCCGAACCCCUCCUCUGCCACGUCAUCUCCUUCUACGCACGUGCCCGUCUCCCUUCACGUGCCAUUCAAACAUUCCUCUCUAUCCCCUCCUUCCGCUGCACCCCUACUCUCAAAUCAUUCAACUCCCUCCUCAAUGCUCUCCUCACCUGCCGCCAAUUCCAAACAAUAGCUCAAUUCUCUUCCCGCUUAACCCAAUUUGCCCCCCCAAACACCUGCACCUACAACAUCCUCAUCCGAUCCUCCUUCUUUCAAGGCUAUGUAAUUCGUGCCUUGGAGCUGUUCGAUGAAAUGCGCAGCAAAGGCGUUCGUCCCGACGAGGUUACAUUCGGGACAUUAAUCCACGGGCUUUGCAAGAAUUCGCGCUUGCAUGAAGCUUUCCAAAUGAAAAAAUUGAUGCUUGAGGAGUUCAAGUUGAAGCCAUGUGUUUCUGUUUAUACUAACUUGGUUAAAGGAGUUUGCGAGAUUGGAGAACUUGAUUGGGCAUUUAGAAUCAAGGAUGAGAUGGAUAGGAAGAACUUGAGGUUAGAUGCAAAUGUUUAUAACACUUUGAUCAAUGCGCUUUGCAAGGCGGGGAGAAAAGAAGAUGCUUUAAGGGUUUUGGAAGAAAUGAAGGAGAGUGGUUGCCAUUGGAAUUCGGUUACUUGUAAUGUAAUGAUUGGAGAGUUUUGUAGAGAGAAGAAUUUCAAAGAAGCUUAUAGGAUUUUGGAUGGGGUGGAAGGCAUUAAGCCUGAUGUUUUUGGUUACAAUAUGGUGAUUGGUUGGUUAUGUAGAGAAGGCAAAUGGAGUGAAGCAAAUGAUUUGUUUCUGGAUAUGCCACGACGAAAGUAUGUUCCUGAUGUUGUCACUUACCGUACACUGUUUGAUGGACUUUGCCGGGGGAUGCAGUUCCAGGAAGCCGCAUUUGUCUUGGAUGAGAUGUUGUUUAAAGGGUAUGUUCCCCUUUCCAAGAGUUUGAAUGGAUUUGUUGGUGCUUUGUGCAAGGAAGGGAACUUUGAGUUGCUGUCUACAGUUUUGAGCGGGUUGGCAAGUAAAAGAGAUUUUUGCAAUGAGAGUAUAUGGAACACUGUAGUUUCUGUGGUUUGCAACCAGGAGAAGUUAGCUGUGGAGCCAUUUGAAACUUUUGAUGCCUUGGUGGUGGCAUGA